GCAAAUAUACCCUAAUAAGGUACUAAAUCUGCCGCUCACACGGCUAUAUGGUGGCAAGCCACCUCUAACCUACAAAAUGGUAGAGGAGCGAGUAUUCCUUGUGUUGAGGCUGUAUGAUAAAGUUGACCCAGAAAAGAUUUCGACAGAUUCUCACUUCAUAAACGACCUAGGAUUGGAUAGUUUAGAUCAAGUGGAGAUCAUUAUGGCUAUGGAAGAUGAAUUCUCAUUUGAAAUUCCGGAUGAGUAUGGUGAGAAAUUGAUGACGCCAAAAGACAUCAUACAGUUUGUUUGUGAUAAGCAAGAUGUUUACCAAUGAGAUGCUGCAAUGUAGUCAUAUAUGGUGCGCCCAUGCCGUUGACUUCAUCCUGCUGCCAGGUGUGCUAGCAUCGCAUUAGGCAAAAAUGGGGAAUUUCACGUGAUGCAUUCACCCUUUACGUGCACCAUUUUUUUCGAUGAUCGUACUAGGGGGCACCACGUUGACUGCAUGUCAGUAGACACAUCUUGCUGUUUGAAGAAAUUUGUAUCAGUGCUUAGCAGCAUUAUAGGGAUUUAAUUAAUAGCGAAAAACUAGCUUAUUUCAAAUAAAUCUAGUUGCUCUUGUUAAAUGUUUCUUGCUGACUGCCAAUUUUCUGCAUUUCUUCACAAAAUUUGAUUAAUUAAGGUAUGGAAUGUCACUUAAUGAGACAGGUAUGCAUUGUUGAUAGUAAAAAAUGUUUUAGUGUAAAAUAAA
Priapulus caudatus is the source of this 730-nucleotide messenger RNA. RefSeq names its product acyl carrier protein, mitochondrial-like. Gene Ontology annotation, cellular component: mitochondrion. The transcript is spliced from 5 exons. The coding region runs from base 77 to 316 and encodes 79 amino acids. Gene Ontology annotation, molecular function: acyl carrier activity; acyl binding. NCBI's taxonomy places the organism in Eukaryota, Metazoa, Priapulida, Priapulimorpha, Priapulimorphida, Priapulidae. Gene Ontology annotation, biological process: fatty acid biosynthetic process. The record is from RefSeq and is a predicted model, not a curated record.